Molecule: messenger RNA, 570 nt
Organism: Dibothriocephalus latus
Lineage: Eukaryota; Metazoa; Platyhelminthes; Cestoda; Diphyllobothriidea; Diphyllobothriidae
Source: the annotation of a GenBank genome assembly
GCUGGCGGAGCCUUUAGCGACACUGGCGGAUUUCUGAGCACAGCAACUGCGUCCACCUGUCGACAGACGAUCCUACCCCUGGCCACCACCACCACCACCACCACUAUCAGGGGACAGGAACUAAGAGGACCCCCACUUACUGCAGAAAACCCCUUCUUCCCACCGGGGCGUCAACCACUGGGCGGAGUGAUUGGAGGAGAAAAACGCAGCACUGAUAGCAAUCGCAUUCUAUCGCCCACGGAAGUCGCUACGAACCACUCCCUCAUAGCUGCCGUCACCGCUACCCCAAACACCUGUGACAACUGCAGGACUGACAUUCCUGGAAGCUACACCGCAGUUAACGGCGAUUGCAGUGCCGGUAGCACUACGGACUGUGUAUUUAACCGGAGGGACCCCUCCUGCAAGGGUUCGUCCAUAUCUUACACGCCCUCUACGACCUCUACAACGGAACCCGUCUCGCCAGAUUCGCAGAAACAUCCCUACCUCGGCGUUGCCGGCCCUCGCUUGUGGUUUCUCAUACUGAGUUUUACGGGCAAUGUUCAGGUGCCAGAGGGCCAAAUCUUGUCCUGA